UUGGCGAGGUGGCACCAGGUGAUGCCAUAAACGACAAAUGAUAGUGUGCGCCAUACCGCUCUUGCGUCUUCAUUUUCUGGAGAAGACACGCCAGAAAAAGCGACACGCGGAGAGACAGAAAAUCCGGAGAGAGGCAGAGGAGAAGAAGAGACAUAGCCUAUCAGUUUUAACGAACUGGGAAGUUGAAGUUGCUUUUUUGGCCAAAUGUCCCUUGCGCGCGCCCUCUUAACUCGUCACAUAUGCUUUUGAUAUUUUAUAAUGGGAAGAUGAAGUCACCCAAUUCAUCCCCCCACUACUACCCCCCUCUCCCCUCCACCAUCAUUCUCUCAUUCAGGCCCGUUGCCCUUAUGUUUAAUUAACUAGGCUGAUGUGUAAGUACCUUCAGCCAGCGAAGCGUGGGCGGCGGGCUGCGGGGUAAAGAGACUGCCGGAGAAUAUUUCCUUAUUUCUCUCCGCCCGGGCGCUCGGUCGGCUGCCGGAGCAUCACCUCUGUCGUGUCGAAAGCUACAAAAAUAACUCGAGCCUUUUAAACUUGUUCCGAAUUGUUUAGGUUGUUUUCGGAGUGCAGUGGUUUUUCGAAGAGCGCGUGAGGGAGAAGACGAGGGCGAGAGAGAAAAGAGAGAGGGAGAAAGUGUGCGCGCGUUUGUGUGUGCGCGUUUUGAUGUUAUUUGUGACGGAAUCCCCCCUUCAGUCUUCAAGAAUCCGCGAGCGGCGCGAGGAGGAGAGGAGGAGGCGCGCGGACCUGUCCACGAGCCACUGCGGAACGCGCGGGGCUGCCGCUGGAGAUCCCAAACCAACGGUUAUUUUGGAUUGUAGAGUCUAACUGAUCCCCGCACUUCAACGGCUUUUUUUAUUCCCCCUUUUUCCCAGUCCAUCUCCACCGUUGAAUGAACGGUGUUUGACAUCUUAACCGAGAGGAAUACUACCUAUCUACCGGGGGUGAGGUGCUGGUGGAGGUCUUCAGAGGCAGACAGGUGGAUUUAUCCGUGCGGUGGUGUGUUUUUUGGGGGGGAACUGGAUGGAGGAAAAAUUGAUGGAUUAAUUUGACGGAGAAGAGUCGUAUGUGAUUCACACUCCUGCCGAGGGCACCCGAAUGGAGUAACAGGCUGCAAUGUCAUCUCCACCUGGCCGCCUGGAGAGAUGUGUCACGGGAAUGGGAUCAAGUUUGAACACUUUUGCUCUGGUUUCACUGACGCUGUGAGAAGGAACCAAAAUGCCAGUAAACGGACAGGCCAUGGUGGCUGCCUGCACGGGCCCUCAGACCACGGCAGUAAAACUCAGCAUUCAUCGCACGGACUCCGAAGAAGAAGGCGCAAAUCCUCCGCGACCGCAAACCUGCAGCAGCCACGCUUUGUGACGACGAAGGGUAUGAUGGGUGUAGUAGGCUGGCUGUUACUCCUACUCUCCCAGAUGAUGGUGCCUGUGGCGUCCCAGAAGCCUCCAGGUCUCAGUGUGGGUGUGAUCAUGGGCCAGACGCGCUUCAUUUCUGAUCAGGAUCUCCGCCCAUCUAGGCGCCCUGAUGAUGCCCUUGACGUCUCCGUGGUAAUACUGAGGAUAAACCAGACAGACCCAAAGUCUGUGAUUACACAGGUGUGUGAGCUUCUGUCACGCACUCGUCUCCAUGGCAUUGUGUUUGCCGAUGGCACCGAUCAGGAAGCCAUUGCCCAGAUCCUUGACUUCCUCUCCGUUCAGACGCAACUUCCAGUCCUGGGAGUCCAUGGAGGCUCAUCUAUGAUUAUGGCUGACAAGCGGUGGAGGGAGGAUGAGAAGUCCACUUUCUUCCAGUUUGGCGCGGCUUUGCAGCAGGAGGCUUUGCUCAUGCUUUCCAUCAUGGAGGAAUAUGACUGGCAUAUUUUUUCUAUCGUCACUUCCAAGUUCCCCGGGUACCAGGAUUUCAUCAGCACACUGAAGAUAACCGUGGAUCACAGCUUUGUGCGCUGGGACCUGCAGAGUGUGGUGACUCUAGAUGCUGUAGAUGGCGACCCAAACUCUAAAUCACACAUUGCCCUCAAGAGGAUCCAGAGUCCCGUUAUACUCCUGUACUGCUCCAAGGAUGAGGCUGUGUACAUACUCGAGGAAGCUCGGUCCUUGGGUCUGAUAGGAGCUGGUUACAUUUGGAUUGUUUCCAGUCUCACCACUGGCAACCCAGACUUUACCCCUGAGGUGUUUCCCCUGGGUAUGAUCUCUGUGUCCUAUGAUGACUGGGAGUACCCGCUGGAUACGCGGGUACGGGAUGGGGUGGGCAUCAUUUCAUCCGCAGCCACCGCCAUGCUGCGGGAGAAGGGGGAGCUGCCAGAGGCCCAGAGCAGCUGCUACAGCACUCCGUCAGACAGGAGCCCAGGGAAGCUCCCACCUAGUGCCCUGCGCAGACACAUGAUGCAUGUAUGGAAUGAAGGGCGUGACUUAUCCUUUACUCCAGAUGGUUACCAGGCAAACCCCAAAUUGGUUGUCAUCGUCCUGAAUAGUGAAAGGAAGUGGGAGAAGAUGGGCCGUUGGGAGAAUGGGACGCUGGCGUUGAUGUUUCCAGUGUGGCCGAGGUAUAACUCCUACGGGGAUGAGGAUGCAGAUGAAAACCAUCUCUCAAUCGUCACCCUGGAGGAGAAACCUUUUGUCAUUGUCGACAAUGUGGAUAUCCUCACCGGCACCUGCAUGAGAAACUCUGUGCCCUGCCGCAAGCAUGUCAAAAAUAACAGCACAUCCGGAGGUUCCUACAUUAAGCAGUGCUGCAAAGGUUUCUGCAUUGACAUUCUAAAGAAGAUAGCUAGGAACGUCAAGUUCACUUAUGACCUGUACCUGGUCACAAAUGGAAAACACGGCAAGAAGAUCAACAAUGUGUGGAACGGCAUGGUUGGAGAGGUGGUGUAUAAGAAGGCGGUGAUGGCAGUCGGUUCAUUGACCAUCAAUGAGGAGAGGUCAGAGGCCAUUGACUUCUCUGUGCCCUUUGUGGAGACCGGCAUCAGCGUCAUGGUGUCACGUAGCAAUGGGACCGUCUCUCCUUCUGCCUUCCUCGAGCCCUUCAGUGCAUCAGUUUGGGUGAUGAUGUUUGUGAUGCUGCUCAUUGUCACAGCCAUCGCCGUCUUCCUCUUUGAGUUUGUCAGUCCGCUGGGCUUCAACCGCAACUUGGCCCAAGGCAAAGACCCACAUGGUCCAUCAUUCACCAUCGGUAAGGCCAUUUGGCUGCUGUGGGGUCUGGUGUUUAACAACUCUGUGCCCGUGCAGAACCCAAAGGGCACCACCAGUAAGUUCAUCGUGUCAGUGUGGGCCUUCUUUGCCGUCAUCUUCCUGGCCUCCUACACUGCCAACCUGGCUGCCUUCAUGAUCCAGGAAGAGUUCGUGGACCAAGUCACCGGACUGUCUGACAAGAAGUUCCAGAGUCCAUAUUCCUAUUCCCCUCCAUUUCGCUUUGGGACGGUUCCUAAUGGCAGCACUGAGCGCAACAUCAGGAAGAACUAUCCAGACAUGCAUCAAUACAUGACCAAGUACCAUCAGACUGGUGUCCAUGAUGCACUGGCCACCCUCAAGUCUGGAAAGCUGGAUGCUUUCAUAUACGACGCUGCAGUGCUGAACUACAUGGCUGGCAGAGACGACGGCUGUAAGCUGGUCACCAUCGGCAGCGGGUACAUCUUUGCCACCACAGGUUAUGGUAUCGCCCUGCAGAAAGGAUCCUACUGGAAACGUCAUGUUGAUCUGGCCAUUCUGGGCAUCAUAGGAGAUGGGGAGAUGGAGGAGCUGGAGGCCCAGUGGCUGACAGGGAUCUGCCACAAUGAGAAGAACGAGGUGAUGUCCAGCCAGCUGGACAUAGACAACAUGGCAGGUGUCUUCUACAUGCUGGCCACAGCCAUGGGCCUCGCCAUCCUCACCUUCAUCUCUGAACACCUUUUCUACUGGAGGCUAAGAUACUGCUUCACUGGUGUCUGCACUGGGAGGCCGGGUCUGCUAUUCACUAUCAGCAGGGGUAUAUGGAGCUGUAUCCAUGGUGUUCAUAUAGAUAUGAAGAAAAAGAACCCUGAGCUGGACUUUAGUCCUCAAGCCAACAUGCUGCAUCUGCUCAAGUCCGCCAAGUCCAUGGCUUUGUCUUCUCCCAAACGCAACACUGUAGUCUUGCAGCCUAACAUCCUAGAUGUGAUGACGGGGAAAGGUAACUCACUCCAUAGCCUGCCCCAGAAGGGUCCUGGUCUCUAUAGCAACGCCGCUGGCCCACACAGUUUCUUGUCAUUGUCCGGGCGACACAAAAACCUCCUUAACAAUGCUGCGCCAUUUCCCAUGCAACAAAAAGCCCCCCCUCUUCAAACCAGCCCCAACAAGCCCCAGCUGUCAAUCACCAAUGACAACGGCAAGACCCGACUCGCCGGGCCGGCUGUCUCUGCUGGUCCACAGGCCUCUAAACCUCGAGCCCUAUGGAAGAAAAGUGUGGAGACAUUGAAGACCCAGCCUACUGUCGUAUCUCCCGGCCCAAGCCCUGUCCCAGCAUCUGGACCUGGCCCUCCACCAAUGAAGAGCCAGCGUUACCUGCCUGAAGAGCCGCCACACUCUGACAUCUCAGAGUGCUCCAGCCGGCCGCCAUCACACAAAGAUUCUGAUUCCAUGGCGGCGAGGGGUGGAUUCAAGCCUAUCAAUCAGCUGAGGAAAAGGGUUGGGGGAGGAGGAGGAGGAGGAGGAGGAGGAGGUGGGGGCGGAGGAUCCAAGAUCUACUCCAUUGACUCAGACCAGGCCAGUCUCCAGUCCGCUCCGCCCUACCAGCGAGACAGCCAGGGGGGAGGUGACGACCACAGUUACCCCCCUGACCUGUUUCCACCUGACAGCACGUACUCACACAGUCACACACUCUCCCACCAGGCGGACGCACCCAUUUUGCAGCUGAGUGCCAGCCUGCUGCAUCACAGUCACAGCGCGGAGGCUGACCUGCACUCCCUGAAGGACAAGAAAUAUAGCACCUACACUCACAGCAGUGCGAAGGACAAAGCUGGAGGUUCAUUUGAAGCUCCAGGUGCAGGACAGGGGACACAAAGCGUCAGGCCCGGCCACUGUCGCUCCUGCCUGACCAAGCUGAGCGGUUACUCCGGCCUUUACACUGUCCGCUCACCACAGGCUCGCUGUGAUGCCUGCGCCCACCUGGGAAACCUGUACGACAUCAGUGAAGACCACCUGCACUCACACUACUCCCACACACACACUCACCCACACAGCGGAGACAUGUUUACACACUACCUUCCCCAGAGCGAGCUGGGCCUGGUGGGCGAAGGGGACGGGCUAGUCAACCCAUUCGAGCCCUCCCCUUCCUCUCCAUCUCCUCUCCCCACCUCCUCGUCGGCCCAACACCUUCAGCUGAGUCGUCAGCACUCCUACGAGAACGUGCUUCCGGACGGUGUCCCCGAGCGUCAGUCGCAGCUGCACGCCCACCUGCGGGGGCUGAGCCUGCCUGACAGAGAUAGGGAGAGGGAGCUGACCCUGGACGAGGGGGCCUAUGCUAAUGUUCUCACAAUGCGCUCGGAUCGUCCGUAUAGCAGCCGCAGCCCCCCCUCUCCGUCGCCCUCCCACCACCACAGUCUGGACGCCCCUAUGCCCCUCCCCCGGCGCUCAAAGAGUCUCUUCCCUGAUCGCCCCUCUCACAACCCUUUCCUCCAGUCAGCUCCUGGCACGACACAACGAGAUCCCUCCCCCCAGGCUGUCACACGCAUGCCACAGAGAAGUUCCGCCCACGAGCUCUAUAAGCAGCGAAUGCCGCUGUCACUUACACUAGGUAACCAUGGCAGCCAUCACAACAACCAGCAUGGCGGCCUUGUCGACCAACAGGUGUUUUACCCUCAACAGGAGCCCCCUGUGGUGGCCUACAUGGUCCCACCUGCUGCUGCUCAGCCAAUGAACUAUGUUACAGCGCCACGAGCCUCGAGCGCAGGUGGCAACAGACCCCGGCUCUACCGCCGCAUGCCCAGCAUCGAGUCUGACGUCUGAGAGUCACACGCAACACACUUACUCUCACUGAAACACACUAGCACACACGCAUGCAAGACAGAGGUGUGUGUGACCGGACCAGGCAGCUCUGAUUCAAAGCACAUACACAGAAACACACUGACACACACACACACACACACACACACGGGUGAAAGACGGGAAGGUCGGCUCUGGACUAAAAGGUUAAUGGGGAUGCUAAGUAAAGAGUAAAUGAAUCAUUUCUUUAUCACACCCUCUAUAGGCCAGGGUCGGGGCCACAGGGACACCAAGAGGCACAAUACAAGAUGAAGAGUGUGAUUGUACUAUCCUCAAACUAAAGCCAACGAGGCACAGACUAUCAAUGCGGCUGACAAGACCGAUCGAAUCCCUGGUGGAAUAAGUGGGACACUGUGCACGGAGUUUAACGCCAACAGUGGGAUCUGAGGGAAGAUAUAACAGUGUGAAACACGAGCUGACUUGUUCUGCCCUUUCACCAACCUCUUGAAGAUGAAGGGGACACACAGAAAACCACUUUCUUUUUGAGAUCACACACAAACACACACACCCACACACACACACACACAUACAUAUAUUUCAGCUAAACACACCUGCCCCACUCCAGGACUCUCCUGUUGCACUAUGAUUUCUUCGGUCAACCCGUAUGUUGUCUGAGCCUCCAAACUGCACUGCCAGCAUGGCUUAAAGAGUAGUAAACUACACUAGAGUAGUCGCUGACUUAAUGGAAAUUACUGUCUUUGUAAUAGACUACAACUGAACUGGGUGGCGGGCAGCUGGUCAAGACACAGAAGCGUAUCAGCUCCUGCCAGCAGAUGUAAAAACACUCAAACACACACACACACACACACACACUGUGUAUGUUUCUAGGGGGGGGAGGGGAGUAAAACUACAGACUGUUUGUUAUUGGUGAUGCCAGUUAAUUGAACAUUCCAAAAAGUGGACCAAACAUGGCCGCCAGUCGAAGCCUAUCAGGACGAGAGUGUGUGUUCUAGUGUUUCUAGAUCUAGAGACAUACAGUACAGCAUAGCAUCCUUGCUUCCUCUCUUAGCUAGCCUUCAGGUCAUACUGCAUGCUUCCUACUGCCCUGUGUUACAGUUAAACUCCUAUACAGGGUCAAAUAUGCACACAUGCACACACAUAUAUGCACAUACGCACACACACAUGCAGAUACGCAGUAGUCUAGGAUAGUAGUUUAGGCUGGGUGGGUGUGUGUGUCGAAGCUAUGAGAUAGCUUCUCUUUGUGCACUUUGUAGAUUUUAUACCCUGCCACCUAACACAGACGUUUGACCAAAAACACUUUUAUACUGAAAAAUAUGAAUAUUCUCAAUCAUUCGCUGGAUAGAUGUUUUCUGUUCUCUUAUUUCUCUUUGACAUUGGGUUUUAGGGUACCAUUAAGUUUCCAUUGUGAGGUCAGAUGUUUUACAGUGUUAGAUAAUGGGUAAAGCAUUAUACAGUAUACACAACAACAACUCUUAAUCUUUCUCUUCUUUUUUCACUUUAACUGUACUCAUCCCUCCUUCUAGCCUUACCUUCUUCCUUCAUCAGCUUUUGUUAAUUCUCUUAAUUACUCCUUACUUACUUUUUGCUCCUUCCCAUUUUACAUCUAUUAUAGAGUAGAUUGAGUAUCAGAAGAAUAAAAGUUCAGUCGUGGUGUUUAAAAGUCAACAUAUUGUUGGAAAUCACUUUUUAUCACUAGUUGUAAGAAUUCCUCAAAUUCAGCACCGGCUCUUGUAGGAUACGGUACUUUUUUCUAAUCAUUUUUUUAUGUUAAAAGAACUUGAGGCCCGUUUUAAUGUUUCCGAAGUGAAUUCAGAGGCUGAGUGCAUCACUGUUGCAGAUUUAAUCAUCAAAUUGAUACUCCUGGGCAAGAGUAGCUGAUACUUGUGUGACUCUCUGUUGGCGAGAACAUAGCGCUGUGUUUCAGCAGAGAGUCACGUUGCAAAGCAGAGAGUUUGCAAAGUGACUCGUUACAGAAGCAACAUUCACACACACACACACACACACACAUGCACAAACUCAACAAGCUGGCAAUGUGUGUUCCAGAGUGUUCUAGAAAUCCAUAAUCUAAGUAAGGGCAUUGAUUUUUUUGAGCACAAGGAUUAUGAUGGAAAGAUCUGAUAUCCCAUUAGCUCAGCGUCUGUCUCUAUUUUUUUUUAUUCUCUCUCUCUCACUCCCUUACACACACACACGUACACACACGCACACACAUACAUAUAUCUAUAUAUAUUGGCUGCAAAGAAUGCGAGACAGUUUGAAUAAAAAAAUGCACCUUUUGAAUGGUGAACGCUGCCCCUCUUUUGGUAAUCUUAACAGGUUUGGUGUGUGAGUUAUAUGCACAAUAUCAGGUUGCAAUAUUAUACUUCUGUACAGAGAAAUCUUUGUUUUUAAAUGUUAGAAACUGAUUUCAUUUGUUUGAUUUGAAUGGUAUUAAGUGUUGAGUUCAUUUCAAUAACAAUGUGGCUUUUUAUUCUGCUUCUUUAAAGAAAAAAAAGACUGGCAUGUUUUUAGAUUCUUGUGUGAUUUAUUUUUCCUCUGGUGUGUUGUUGGUUGGGACCUCACUGUACAGUCCUCACUGCUGGGUUAACAGACUAGUUAACUAUCCCGGUCAGCUAACCAGUUAACUAGCAACACGUAGCUGGGUCUCUCAUCUGAAUCACACUCAAUGAAUAAUGAUAGUCCAGCCUGUGUGGUUAAUACGAACCCCCUCCCACCCACAUAGUUCUCUUCCACUACCAGUCUGUGCUGUUUCACCUCAGAGUGUGAGCGUGUGCGCGUCUGUGUGUGUGUAUAUGUGUGUGCUUUUGAGCGUGCGUGUGCGAGUGCGUUUUACACCGUGCAGGCAUUUAUAUAAGACAGAGGAUGAUAUGUGUAACAAGAGGUUGUUUGUGGUGUGUACGUGUUUGUGUGUGUUUUGUGUGCGUGUGUGUGUGUGUGUGUGUGUGUGUGUUUGUGUGUGUAUACACCUUUCUGUACUCUCUUCCCUUUGUCCCACACAUAACAUUUGACCCGGCUCUUACUCAUACAAGACAAAUACAGUUUUGCACACACGCAAACACACACACAUGUUGCGCCCGUGCUGUUGUGGUAAAGAGAGCAUGUAAAAUGAGUUUUGUACGUCCACCAUCACACAGAUUUUUACACCAACUCUUUGAUUUUUUUAAAUUGCAUGACGUGCUUGUGUUUUUGGUGGUACCUAUUUUGCUGCAACACCAGAGUUGUCCCUGAGUUGACCUACUGAGGCUACAUGUACCAACGUUCCCCUCCACACUGGUUUGUGCACCAUAUCUGACUGGAGCCCCAGAUGCUUAAACACUCCCAACUCUCGGCCUGUGAUGUCACCAAUAUGGCGCCCAGCUGGCUCCUGCACAACGCCAGCCGCCGUCAAGGAACGUGUGGAAGUUUGGUCCAGAUGUCCACAUAUUAUAAACAGUACUGGGUGAAAGGAGUGCGUUGGUGUGUAGUCCUCCGGGUCUCCCUGCCGUGUAUCUCACUUGUGUAUAAGUUCAGGGGUUUCUAAGCUACUAGUUGUGUUGUAAAUACUACCUUGUCACUCAGUACCUCUGUACAAUCUGUAAAUAAGUAAAGGUUACAUUUUUCUACUUGU
This is a messenger RNA of Etheostoma spectabile (orangethroat darter), 9552 nucleotides long. RefSeq names its product glutamate receptor, ionotropic, N-methyl D-aspartate 2A, b (gene grin2ab). The record is from RefSeq and is a predicted model, not a curated record. NCBI's taxonomy places the organism in Eukaryota, Metazoa, Chordata, Actinopteri, Perciformes, Percidae. Gene Ontology annotation, molecular function: signaling receptor activity; ligand-gated monoatomic ion channel activity. Gene Ontology annotation, biological process: monoatomic ion transport. The transcript has 21 exons. Gene Ontology annotation, cellular component: membrane. Bases 1140 to 5951 code for a protein of 1603 amino acids.